Molecule: messenger RNA, 1401 nt
Organism: Betta splendens (Siamese fighting fish)
Lineage: Eukaryota; Metazoa; Chordata; Actinopteri; Anabantiformes; Osphronemidae
Gene: pnx
Product: posterior neuron-specific homeobox
Exons: 2
Coding region: 100-747 (215 amino acids)
Biological process (GO): regulation of DNA-templated transcription
Molecular function (GO): DNA-binding transcription factor activity, RNA polymerase II-specific; DNA binding
Source: RefSeq, a predicted model, not a curated record
CGGAGCGUGUCUGCGCGUCCGCACAGGAAACACAGAAGCUGCAAUUGUCCCUUGCAAGACGCAUGGCUUCAUUUGGGUAACUCUUUGAAUGGGAUGUAAAUGUGCAGGCGCAGCGGCCGUAUAUAUAAAAGCCUAGAGGAGCCGCGGACCAGCACUACCUGUUUCCUGACCGGAGCACGAGCAGCGGAGAUGCAGCCAAACGCAGCCAAACUAGCGCUUAUCCACAAGACACCUUUUUCUGUGGAGGAUAUUCUCGACCCCACGAAAUUCACGAGGAAAAUAAUCUGUGCUGAUGCUGCAGAGGUUGCUACAGGGCUUCCUUCUGCCAGAGUUGGACACACAGAGCAGAACCGUUCCCCCACGGGUGAAAGCUGCAGGCCAGAAGACGCGAGCCAGUGCGCAGACAGGGCGAAGAGCCGGCGCGUGCGCACUGCCUUCACCUUGGAGCAGCUGCAGAUCCUGGAACGCAGCUUCCAGCGGUGCCACUACCUGUCCGUGCUGGAGCGCCACGCCAUCGCCUCGUCCCUGCGCCUCUCCGAAACCCAGGUCAAGAUCUGGUUUCAGAACAGACGCACCAAGUGGAAGAAGGAGCGUGUGCAGGGGAAGGAGGCGGAGGAGGAGCGCGGCUUCGCAGCAUCCUUCUCCUCGGCGCACCCCGCUGUGCGCUCGUCCCUGAACUACGGGCCGCUCUGCUGCCAGCUGAUGGCGCCGCUGCCCCUGGUGCCCUUCUCUCGGUUUUACACAUGAUGCACGGUGCUCUGAGGGACUGAGCGCAUGGACCGAGCGCCAACACGUGCGGAGAAAACAUCCAGCAGAAUAUUAUGGCGCAACUCUCGAGGAGAGCUGCACGCGCCAAACAGGACUGAUUUCAAAAAUGAAAUGAUUAAGAAAUGCUAAACAUUUCUAAUGUAAUUACACAGUAACUUAUUUUGAUAAACGUUUUUAUUAAAGUUUUCUUGUUGGUUUUCUAUUAUUAGUAAAAAAAAAAUGUGAGUCUCUUUAAGUCCUUCACUAGUGUUAGAUUCGUUUUGGGCUUUUAAAUGUUAAAACAAUGAAACUGUUGCUGGACUGCUGCUUGUGCAGUGUUUUGAGAAGGAUGUACAGUAAAGAAUAAGAGAGAAAGGCCUGCUUUACAACAAAUAAAGCAUCUCGUAUGCAAAAAGAGCACAUGUGAUGCAAAUAUAAAGCUCAUCUGAGCUUCCUGAGUGAGAAACUGUAACAAAGAGACUAAGUGAAAAGACUGAUUGUCAGCAGUGGUUUGAGUUUGAAUGUUGGCCAAUGACAAAUUCAGCAUCAUUCAUAUAAUUAACUCACAAGUGGUUGUAAAACAAAAAACAAUUGUCCUCAGGCCACAGACAAGAUUAGAAACAAUGUGGAAUAAAACUCAGGAAGAGAAAAAGA